AUGGAACCUGAAGAAAGUAAAAUUUCAGUAUGGGUUUGCCGAGAGGAGAAGCUUGUAUCGGGGUUGUCAAAACGCACAACUUGCGCUGAAGUGAUCAAAGUUCUGUUGGAAGAUCAGAAUUUGCAACAAUGCGUCUCUGCUGCGAUGCUGUCUGGAUCACCGCAGACUUACUGCAUCGUAGAGAAGUGGAGGGGAUUCGAAAGGAUAUUGCCGAAUAAAACUAAGAUCCUUCGACUUUGGAGUGCAUGGGGAGAAGAGCAAGAGAACGUAAGGUUUGUUCUAGUGAAAACUGACGCGUCUUUACCCAACAACGGGCCAAGGAGCGCAGAGGCGCGCGUUGUUCUAAGUAAGGAGAGCCCGUGCGUAUUCAGGGGAACUGCAAGAGUCACAAUGGCUUUCUCACAAGAGAAACAGAGACGGAUUGUUCGAAAAGCAUUUAGAAAGUUGGAUAAAAUUAACAAAAAGAGGGCAAAAACCAUGUCUAAAGACAAAUCUUCAGUAGAGAAAAUGGAAACUUUAGUACAUCUUGUCGUAUCUCAAGACCAUACAAUCCGCCAGCAGAUUCAGAGAAUUAAAGAAUUGGACAGGGAGAUUGAGAGAUAUGAAGCAAAAGUACACUUUGAUAGAAUGAAAAUGCACGGCAUCAAUUAUGUGCAGGACACUUAUUUGGUGGAUACAAAUCCGGACAAACUGUCAGACCCCGAGGCGGAGAGGGUAUCUUCCCGAGAGGCACUUGCGCAAUUUGACGAAUAUGUCAAAAAGUGCGAAGAGGUGAUAAGGCUGCAAGAGGAACUGGCUAAGCACGAGGCUGUUAUGGACAGUAUUACUACUGAAAUUCAGGAAGAACUAAAUCAACGGUGGAUGAAACGAAGGCAGGACGAGCUUUAUAGUAAGGAUACUGAGACUAACACAGAGGAGGCCACUUUAACGAUUGUGACACAAACGCUAGAGCGAGACUCAAACCCCAUGAAAACUGAAGAUUUAUCAGAGAGCGAAUUACUUUUUGAGGGGGAGCGAAUCAGAACUCAACUAGACACGAGUUUAUACAUCGGGUUGCGGUUAAACACGGAUUUAGAAGCUAUCAGGAACGAUUUGGACUUGACACAGGAGAUUUGGGGUGCCAAAGAUGAAGAGCUGAGGGAUUUGCUUGAAAAAGUUGACUCACUGGAUUUAGAGGCCAGUGUGGAACCAUCCACGGUGCUCGAGCAGAAGGACACUGCAGACACUGACAGCACCCCUUCCAUGAAAAGAAAUAGUGGAUGGGUGGAACAGGCCAGGGGACUUUCAAAAACAUGCAACACUAAUGAUGACGAUUCAGAUACAGGGCUGAGCUCCAUGCAUAGUCAGGACUCGGAUAAUGUACCUGUCUGCGAGUCACUCGUUUAG
This is a messenger RNA of Chanos chanos (milkfish), 1386 nucleotides long. It is a transcript of the gene rassf10b, whose product is annotated as Ras association domain family member 10b. The record is from RefSeq and is a predicted model, not a curated record. The transcript has a single exon. Gene Ontology annotation, biological process: signal transduction. The coding region runs from base 1 to 1386 and encodes 461 amino acids. Lineage: Eukaryota; Metazoa; Chordata; Actinopteri; Gonorynchiformes; Chanidae.